AUGCAAUCAAAUUUCAUCUUUGCCACUUUAUUAGUUUUACUUAGUCUUUUAACAUUCACAUAUGCUAGUGGAAGUUCAUCAAUGACAUCAUCAAGUAUGCCUAUGUUUGGUGGUGCAAUUGUUGCUGCCUUUGCAUUUGCCAUUUUUUCAAGAUUAGCUCAAAACUUUGCUCCACGUGCAAUCUUUUCACUUUUACCAUAUCAUUCAGUCUCUUGUUAA
Dictyostelium discoideum AX4 is the source of this 219-nucleotide messenger RNA. RefSeq lists its product as hypothetical. The record is from RefSeq and is a predicted model, not a curated record. NCBI's taxonomy places the organism in Eukaryota, Evosea, Eumycetozoa, Dictyosteliales, Dictyosteliaceae. The coding region runs from base 1 to 219 and encodes 72 amino acids. Gene Ontology annotation, cellular component: membrane. The transcript has 2 exons.